Molecule: messenger RNA, 604 nt
Organism: Glycine soja
Lineage: Eukaryota; Viridiplantae; Streptophyta; Magnoliopsida; Fabales; Fabaceae
Product: 40S ribosomal protein S20-2-like
Exons: 3
Biological process (GO): translation
Cellular component (GO): ribosome; cytosolic small ribosomal subunit
Molecular function (GO): RNA binding; structural constituent of ribosome
Source: RefSeq, a predicted model, not a curated record
UUCGAGAAAGUGUGCGCCGACCUUGUUCGUGGUGCCAAGGACAAGCGCCUCAGGGUGAAGGGACCUGUUAGGAUGCCAACUAAAGUCCUUAACAUCACCACCAGGAAGUCCCCAUGUGGUGAAGGCACCAACACAUGGGACAGAUUUGAGCUGCGUGUGCACAAGAGAGUUAUUGAUCUCCACAGUUCCCCAGAUGUGGUUAAGCAAAUUACCUCAAUCACAAUUGAACCUGGUGUCGAGGUCGAGGUCACCAUUGCAGAUGCUUGAUUUUGGCCUCCAUUUUUUUUUUCUGCAUGCUAGUUUGUUUUGUAAUUUAACCUCUUGGCUGGGAAUAUGUUGAGUCCUAUGUGUUAGGUUAAUGCAUUUUCCUUUUGCCGUUAAAAUUUUUGAAGUUGAUUAUUGUGGAAGGGGAAAUUGACUUGAUCAAUUAGCUUUAGAUAGAAACUAUGUCAAAUUGUUAUAUUCUUUAAUGCUUAUACUCGGGAAGAUCUAGUAUGUUUAGUUGUACUUUUGAAGAAAGGAGUAAAAGACAUAAUAAGAACAGGUUAAAACGGCUGGCUGUUGCUGUUGUUGAAUGUAGAGAAAGACACAUUUUACAGAAUAA